GUGCCAGUUGACUCGACCCUGCCCCGAGAAUCCCGUCAGUCAAAGGUUUUAUCCAGCCGCAAAAGGUCGUUUGAAGCCUGAAGCCAGCUUAAGCAGUUUAAAAUUCAAGUGUACAAUUCACACCACGAUGUUUAUCCGCGGGGACGUGUCGCGCAACCCGAGGGAGCGGAGCAUCCCCCAGAUCCCCAGCUCGAUGACCCCCUACGUGGCCUCGGUGAAGCGGGGACCCUUCACGAUGACCAACCCGGUGUUCCACAGCCACAACCCCCACCUGGUGGGCCUCGACGGCCAGGUGGAGGAGCCCGGGCCCCGGCACACUUUCAACGUGCAGAAGCAGGCGCUGGCCAACAACCACCGGCACCACCAGCGCCUCAUCCCCGUGCCCGCCUGCCGGCGCCCGAUGCCCCAGACCCGCUCCCACAUGGUGAUGAACGAGCAGCGGGAGCUGUACCGCCAGCACCGCGACCGCAUGUCCAAGAUCAAGGGCAAGGUGAACACCCACCUGCCGCCGCCCAAGGUGCAGAUCGAGGGCAACGGCAUGGAGCUCUCCUACAUGGAGAUGCUGACCGCCCUCUACAAGAAGAGCAACAACACGCUGCGCACGUUCACCAAGUCGCCGGAGCGUCUGGCCGCCGGCAGGUGGAACAACGCGAGCUUGGCGCGCGAGAAGGAGCGCCGCCAGCUGGAGCGCAACAAGGAGUUCCACAAGGGCGGCGAGCUCUUCGAUCCGCAGGCGGGCAAGUCCGGCCGGUACAGGCCCAAGGCGGCGGGCCCCUUCAGCUGCGAGAUCCCACUGCACGUGCUCCAUCGCUACGAGCAGCUCAUGGAGCAGUGCGACGUGGGGCUGCUCUGCAAGCUGCUGCGCCCCCAGAUCUACCUGGACCUCGAGGUGCGGGAGGCCCGCAUCCAGGGCCGGCUGCUCAUCCAGCUCUUCACGGAGGCCUGUCCCCAGGUGGUGCUCGAAUUCAUGAGGAUCUGCACGCAGGGCCGCAGCCACGCCAUCGUCUUCACCCGCGCCCUCGCCCCCGUCUGGAUGGAGGGCCGCCUGACCAUGGACCCGCAGCGCGGCUCCGAGCCAACCAACAUCGAGCACGACCUCGAGGUGCUCAACCACGGCGUGGACGCCGGCAUCCUCUCCUUCCCGAGUCGCUACGUCAGGUCGAACGGCCGCACGGCGGUCAACUUCACCAUCAGCUUCAAGCCGCUCUCCAUCCUCAACGGGCGGCGCGUCGCCUUCGGAAAGGUCCGCAAGGGCAUGCAGCUCCUGGAGAGGAUCCAGAGCGCCAUCGGCCACCUGCCCAUGGCCCACAACAUGAUCUCGCUGACGGACUGCGGCGUGCUCUGAGUCGUAAAUUCUUUGUAGACCCCAGAUACAACUGAUUUGUCCGAAUAAAAAGUGUGCAUCUAAUUCUAAGCAAUCCAAAAAGUAA
Molecule: messenger RNA, 1430 nt
Organism: Drosophila ficusphila
Lineage: Eukaryota; Metazoa; Arthropoda; Insecta; Diptera; Drosophilidae
Exons: 1
Coding region: 128-1345 (405 amino acids)
Biological process (GO): protein peptidyl-prolyl isomerization
Molecular function (GO): peptidyl-prolyl cis-trans isomerase activity
Source: RefSeq, a predicted model, not a curated record